UGUCUGAAGAGGCUGCAUAUUGAGGAGAAGUCUUGCAGCUCUGCUCUAACAGAAUUUCCAAGCCAGGCAUCUCCAAGGAAAAGGACAGUUCAGCUUCAGGAUUUUCACUGCAUUGCUAUGUUGGGACGUGGCCACUUUGGGAAGGUACUGCUGGCCCAAUACAAGGCAACUGGGAAGCUGUAUGCUAUCAAAGCCUUGAAGAAAAAAGAUAUUAUUAGGAGAGAUGAAAUUGAUAGCUUGAACUGUGAGAAGCGAAUAUUUGAAGUGGUCAAUUCUUCUGAUCAUCCAUUCCUUGUCAACAUGUUUGCAUGUUUCCAGACACCUCAUCAUGCUUGUUUUGUAAUGGAAUAUGCUCCGGGUGGUGAUCUUAUGAUGCGCAUACACGAAGAUGUCUUUCCAGAGCAUAUGGCACAGUUUUAUACAGCCUGUGUAGUCUUGGGGCUCCAGUUCUUGCAUGAGAAGAAAAUAGUUUAUAGGGACCUGAAAUUGGAUAAUCUCCUUUUAGAUGCUGAAGGAUUUGUGAAGAUCGCAGAUUUUGGAUUGUGUAAGGAAGGAAUAGGUUUUGGAGACCGCACAAACACCUUCUGCGGCACCCCUGAAUUUCUGGCUCCAGAAGUCCUGACAGACAUCUCGUACACUCGGGCAGUAGACUGGUGGGGAUUGGGUGUACUCAUUUAUGAGAUGCUGGUUGGUGAGUCACCAUUCCCUGGAGAUGAUGAGGAAGAAGUCUUUGACAGUAUUGUCAAUGAUGAAGUCCGGUAUCCACGAUUCCUUUCAUCUGAGGCACUCUCUAUAAUCCGUAAGCUUCUUCGGAAAUGUCCAGAGCGUAGACUGGGAGCAGGGGAAAAAGAUGCAGAAGAGAUUAAAAUGCAGGCCUUUUUUAAGGAAAUUGAUUGGGACGCCUUGUUUGCCAGGACACUGAAGCCCCCUUUUGUGCCCACUUUAAGAGAUCCAACUGACAUUAGCAACUUUGAUGAAGAGUUUACAUCACAAAAGCCAAUCCUUACUCCUCCAGAGGAGGUUGCUCUCCUAACCCGUAAGGAGCAGACUGUCUUCAAGGACUUUGACUUUGUCUCCAGACAUCUUUUAGAUGUUUAAUUCCUGUGCUGUAAGAAACAUGAACAGAUUGUUACCACCUUGAGAGAGUGUAGAGAGGACUUGGCAUGGGCAGUGGAAAAGUCAACAGAAUUUGUAGAACUGGU
Balearica regulorum gibbericeps (East African grey crowned-crane) is the source of this 1202-nucleotide messenger RNA. The record is from RefSeq and is a predicted model, not a curated record. Lineage: Eukaryota; Metazoa; Chordata; Aves; Gruiformes; Gruidae.